Ceratosolen solmsi marchali is the source of this 393-nucleotide messenger RNA. Its product is annotated as glutamate receptor ionotropic, kainate 2-like. Bases 22 to 393 code for a protein of 123 amino acids. The transcript is spliced from 3 exons. Gene Ontology annotation, molecular function: ligand-gated monoatomic ion channel activity. Lineage: Eukaryota; Metazoa; Arthropoda; Insecta; Hymenoptera; Agaonidae. Gene Ontology annotation, cellular component: membrane. The record is from RefSeq and is a predicted model, not a curated record.
AAUUUUUCUACAUAUCAGCGAAUGUGGCAUUUUAUGGAAACUGCAAAAGCACCAAACGAAGUAUUUACUAAAAGCAAUGUUGAGGGUGUUAAUCGAGUUGUUAAAGGAAAAGGAAAUUAUGCUUUUCUUAUGGAAUCAACGUCAAUAGAAUAUGUGAUUGAAAGAAAUUGUGAAUUAACACAAAUUGGUGGACUUUUAGAUUCAAAAGGUUAUGGAAUCGCUAUGCCUCCAAAUUCCCCAUAUAGGACAGCCAUAAGUGGAGCUAUUUUAAAACUUCAAGAAGAAGGUAAACUUCACAUACUAAAAACCAAAUGGUGGAAAGAAAAACAUGGUGGAGGAUCAUGCCGAGUAAGAUACACGCACGACGGCGAUCCGAUUUUAAUGACUGCUUGA